Molecule: messenger RNA, 200 nt
Organism: Mycena citricolor
Lineage: Eukaryota; Fungi; Basidiomycota; Agaricomycetes; Agaricales; Mycenaceae
Source: the annotation of a GenBank genome assembly
GAAUGAACACCCAGCGGAAGACAAGACUGCCGGGCAAUAAAUCAGAUGUUUGUGUGGUGACAAUGAAUAUAAUAUCCUCGAAACCGGGGGUCUGCGCCGGUGCCAUACCUUGGUCCCGAACACAAGCUUUACCACAUUGCGGUCUUUCUUUGCUUCAGUCAACACAUACACUACGAAAAGACGGGUGGUUUAGUAUUCCU